GAGGAUGCUUUAAAAUAUGUUUAAAAUUGAACCGAAUCCGACGCCACCCCUGCUAAGGUUUUUAGACCAGGCGUCUCUGCCAAAAUCGAGGGGGGAGUGGGAUGAAGGGGAUAAGGCCGCUACAUUGAAGGAUUGGAAAACCCGCCGAUACAGUAUUUAGUCUGGAGACUGGAAAGAGAGAUCCGAUCAAAGGAUUAAAAUCAUUUAUUGUACAAAAGUCUCUGCUUUUCCCAGUAUAAAAACAUCUAUCUAUGGCGUCCCUAAUACGUGAAUGGGUAGGGAUCAACACGUUCGCUUCAGCGACACAGACUAAAUUGCUUGAAUUGCUGGGGAAACUUAAGCAGGAGAGUGUGAACACAUUGACAAUACUAGUAAUGGGGAAAGGUGGUGUUGGGAAGUCAUCAACUGUUAACUCGAUUAUAGGGGAAAGAGCAGUGUCUGUUAAUCCCUUUCAGUCUGAAGCAACAAGGCCAUUUAUGGUGUCACGUGCAAGUGCUGGGUUUACUUUGAACAUUAUUGACACUCCGGGGCUAAUUGAAGGAGAUUUCAUCAAUGACCGGACACUUGAGAUUCUAAAACGUUUCCUUCUGAACAAGACCAUCGAUGUUCUACUCUAUGUGGACCGUUUGGAUGCUUAUAGGGUCGACAACUUGGAUAGGCAGGUAGUUAAGGCCAUAACAGAGUGUUUUGGUAAAGGAAUAUGGAAUAGGGCUUUGGUUGUUCUCACACACGCGCAGUUCUCACCACCUGAUGGAUUUUCUUACGAGGAUUUUUGCUCCAAAAGGUCAGGGGCUCUUCUAAAAGUUGUUCGUCUUGGUGCGGGGUUAGAAAAGCACGAUAAGCAGGAGUUUGCUAUCCCUGUUGUCUUGGUUGAGAACAGUGAAAAGUAUAAUAAGAAUGAAAAUGAUAAAAAGGUUCUCCCAGAUGGAACUGCGGGGAUUCCUCAUUUAGUCAAAACAAUCACAGACGUUGUGUUGAAUGGAAGCAAGUCUAUUUUGGUUGACAAGAAGCUGAUUGAAGGGUCAAACCCCAAUGAGAGAUGGAAGUUCUUUAUUCCGCUUAUUUUUGCUUUCCAAUAUUUCUUUGUGGUGAAAUCAAUGAAGCGCGCAAUCAAGAAUGAUAUUGCAAAGGAGGGUCGAGCGUCAUGGUACAAGUAGGAUUAGGGGUGUGACCAAUCUCGGCUAUCAUGAAAUUGGAGUUUUGUUAAAUAUGAAGCAUUAGUAUUCCUGGCGCUGAUGGCGUCUCUAUGAUUCUGCACACUCUGCAGUAGUAGAAAUCUGAGGCAAUGAGAUUCAUUCGCGUUUUGAGAGAAUGUUAGUUUUAUUUUUUAUUUUUUAAUACUCAGAUAAAUGAUUCCGUUUGAUUUUUUUUAGUUUAUGCUGCGUAUGUAGUGUUUAUUUUUUAAUAAGUCCACUUUAAGAGGCACUUCAUCGCCUAGUUUUAUCUUUUAGACUGCGUUUGGAUGUUGAGUUAAGUUGAAUUGAAGUGAGCUCUUUAUGAAUAAUAGUGAGUUAAGUUGGUGGAGUAA
Messenger RNA from Carya illinoinensis, 1528 nucleotides. RefSeq names its product translocase of chloroplast 34-like. Gene Ontology annotation, cellular component: chloroplast outer membrane. Gene Ontology annotation, molecular function: GTP binding; protein-transporting ATPase activity. The record is from RefSeq and is a predicted model, not a curated record. Bases 252 to 1157 code for a protein of 301 amino acids. Gene Ontology annotation, biological process: intracellular protein transport. The transcript is spliced from 8 exons. NCBI's taxonomy places the organism in Eukaryota, Viridiplantae, Streptophyta, Magnoliopsida, Fagales, Juglandaceae.